AUGAAGGUCCUGGGAAAUUAUCUUCACCUGAAUCUUGAUAUUAUUAAGGCCGUUAAUAAAUAUGAUAGGGUAGCAAUUAGUAAACUUAACAAGAGUGGUUUAAGCGCAGGUGUUAAGGCUUGUUAUUUAAGUCAUUAUUCAAUCUUCGAAUCAAUCGUCAAGAAUGGAUAUGAAAAUGGUUUAAUUUUUGAAGAUGAUGUAGAUAUAGAAAUUAACAUCACUAAUAUUAUGACUGAAGUUCAUCGUAAAUUACCUAGUGACUGGGAUAUGCUGUACCUUGGUCAUUGCUCAGAGCGGGGUAGUUACGUCGAAACUGGUUUAACUAUUCAUGUGUUACAUAAAUCGGAACAUCCGAAGUGCACACACGCUUAUGCUGUUUCAGCUAAAGGUGCUAAGAAGCUAUUGGAAAAACUUAAUAUAAUUGACCCAUAUUAUCAUCUUGAUAUGCAGAUAGUCGAUCUUAUUAUGGCCGGAGAAAUCAUUAGCUAUUCAAUUCAUCCACCGAUAGUCGUUCAGUUUAAAGGUGUGACCGACCUGUCAGAUGUAUCUCCUGGUAUAGAAGGUGGAACUGAUCCUUUAAUGAACUCUACCCUGCGUAUUCUUGGUUAUGACCCGGAUGGGCCAAAUUCAUAA
Messenger RNA from Dentiscutata heterogama, 633 nucleotides. The record is from the annotation of a GenBank genome assembly. NCBI's taxonomy places the organism in Eukaryota, Fungi, Glomeromycota, Glomeromycetes, Diversisporales, Gigasporaceae.